This is a messenger RNA of Ilex paraguariensis (yerba mate), 2514 nucleotides long. NCBI's taxonomy places the organism in Eukaryota, Viridiplantae, Streptophyta, Magnoliopsida, Aquifoliales, Aquifoliaceae. The record is from the annotation of a GenBank genome assembly.
CAGUGAAUAGGAAUUGUGAUAUAUUAUAUCGCUAUGAAAUGGUGCAAAAAUUACCUAGCACAUUAAGGCCUCACAUUACCCCCACCCCCUCUCCAGUCUCCUCCCACACAAACGAGAGAGAGAGAUGGGAAAAGAUGGUUAUCUUCCUCUCUUUGAAACGAAGUCUGCAAAAGGACGUAUUCCAUAUUGGUUGUAUGCAGGUUCAAUGAUUGUUGGCAUAGGUUUCAUAUUUGUGUAUAGAGUAAGUCAUCUACCGGCACAAGGAGAAGAUGGAAGAUGGGCUUGGAUAGGUUUGUUUCUGGCGGACCUAUGGUUUAGUUUCUACUGGUUUGUCACUCAAUCUGCUCGAUGGAAUCCUAUAUACCGUUAUACAUUCAAAGAAAGGCUCUCCCAAAGAUAUGAGAAGGUUCUGCCGGGCAUAGACAUAUUUGUGUGCACAGCUGACCCGGUAUUAGAGCCACCACUGAUGGUCAUUAACACAGUCCUAUCAGUCAUGACUUACAGCUACCCUCCGGAGAAGAUGAAUGUCUACCUUUCUGACGACGGUGGUUCAGAGUUGAUGUUCUAUGCUCUCCUAGAGGCUUCUCGCAUCUCAAAGUACUGGCUACCAUUUUGCAAGAAAUUCAGAAUAGAACCAAGGUCACCAGCAGCUUAUUUCUCUAAAGUUACAGAACCACCACUGGAUGAUCAUCUAAUGGCCAAAGAAUGGUCCUCCACUAAGAGAUUAUAUAGUGAAAUGGAAAAACGGAUCAACAAUGCCAUGAAACUAGGCCGAAUUCCAGAUAAAUUACGCAGAGAGCACAAGGGAUUUCGUGAGUGGGACGUAUUUUCAAGCAAACGCGAUCAUCACACCAUUCUUCAAAUGCUAGUUGAUGGAAGAGACACCAAUACUGUGGACAAUGAAGGAAAACCUCUGCCAACUUUGGUAUACUUGGCCCGUGAGAAGAGACCCCAGUACCACCAUAACUUUAAAGCAGGAGCACUCAAUGCCCUGAUAAGGGUGUCAUCAAGGAUAAGCAACAGUCCAAUUAUUCUUAAUGUGGAUUGCGACAUGUAUUCAAACAAUUCAGAGUCAGUGAGAGAUGCCAUGUGCUUUUUCAUGGAUGAAGAGAGGAGCCAUGAGAUUGCUUUCGUACAGUUUCCACAAAGCUUUGACAACCUCACCAAGAAUGAUUUGUACUGCAAUUCCUUAAAAGUAAUAAUGAAUGUGGAGUUUUUAGGCCACGAUUCCAAUGGAGGGCCUUUAUAUAUCGGUACUGGGUGCUUUCACAGGAGAGACGUUCUUUGCGGGAAGAAGUACAACAAAGGAAGUAAGAUUGACUGGAAGAAAGGGAAUGGCACAUUGGUUAAAGAAAGCGCAGAUGUGCUUCAAGAGACAUGCGGGGUUCUUGCAAGUUGCACCUAUGAAGAGAACACUCAAUGGGGAAAGGAGAUGGGAGUGAUGUAUGGCAUUCCAGUAGAGGAUGUUGUCACAGGAUUGUCAAUACAACAUAGAGGUUGGAAAUCUGUCUACCUCAAUCCAGAAAGGAAGGCCUUCUUAGGACUUGCUCCCACAACCCUAUUGCAGACACUAGUACAACAUAAGAGAUGGUCAGAAGGUGACUUUCAGAUAUUUUGCUCAAAAUACUGCCCUUUUCUGUAUGGCUAUAGAAGGAUUCCUCUAGGUCUUCAAAUUUCAUAUUGUUGCUACUUGCUUUGGGCUCCAAACUGCUUGGCUACACUCUUCUAUGUUGCUGUCCCACCUCUAUGUCUCCUUAGAGGCGUCUCCUUGUUCCCAGAGUUAUCAAGCCCCUGGGUUUUACCUUUUGGAUAUGUCAUCAUCGCCAAGUAUGCGUACAGCUUAGGUGAGUUUAUGUGGUGCAGAGGGACAUUGCAAGGGUGGUUGAAUGAUCAGAGAAUGUGGUUGUUUAGAAGAACAACUUCUUACUUAUUUGGAUUCUCAGACACCAUCUUAAAGCUAAUGGGGUUUGCUAAGUCUGGUUUCGUAGUUACUGCAAAGUUUGCGGAUGACGACGUUGCUGAGAGAUACGAACAAGAGAUAAUGGAAUUUGGUGGGCGUUCACCAAUGUUCAAUGUUUUAGCUACAGUUGCGCUGCUCAAUUUGUUCAGUUUAGUGGCGGGACUACAGAGGGUGGUUACAGAGGACUUGCAAGCUAAGGUUUCACACAAAUUAGCAUUACAGAUAGUACUAAGUGGCUUAGUGGUUUUCAUCAACCUGCCAGUAUACCAAGGACUCUUCUUCCGAAAGGACAAAGGCCGCAUGCCAUACUCUGUCACAUACCAUUCAACUAUUCUAGCUAUCCUUGUUUCUUUAUUAGCCUUGUGUUAUUAAGAUUACUAGAUGUGUCAGCAAAGAUCCAGAGGGAACUCUCUGGAAGGUAUCUACGUAACUGUGAGACAAGGAAACACUUAAUUUAUGAUGGCAAUGUAUUUAAUGCAUCCUUAUUUUGAUUUAUUGCUGCUAUGCAGGGAUCACUCUCACUCUAAGUGAGAGAGCUCGACAUCUUAUUCACG